AUGAUGUGUUGGGUGCCCUUUUUGGCGCACCGUUCAGGCAUCAAAGCAAUUUUCUAUGUCCCUGUAAGCUCUGCAUCUGUGGGUUUCUUGUUAUCCGAAACAGCCUCGAUUGAGUCUCAUACGAACGGUCCUCCAGGUUUUCCUCCGUCGAUCAGGCUCUAUAAACAUGUCAUCCGCAGACUUGAGGUUUUUGACAGUGAAAAGGAAGUAGGCAGUGGGUUGACAAUAAAGCAGCGGUUGAGGACCUCAAUUUGUGAGAGUGAUGCCAUUGGUUUCAAGACUUGUAGAGAAACUGAAGGGCCAUAUAUUGAAUAUAUUGAAAAUAACUUCAAGAAGCCAGUCUUACUUGCAGGGCCAGUUGUCCCUAAACCACCAUCUUCUUUUCUGGAGGAGAACGAAGCCAUACUUCAAAAGGAUCAAUUUCAAGAAUUGGUGUUGGGUUUUGAACACUCAGGGCAUCCCUUUUUCGCCGCACUGAAACCACCUUUUGGGUCGGAGAUAGUGGAAGAAGCCUUACCUGAGGGAUUCAAAGCGAGAACUCAAGAAAAAGGGGUGGUGUAUGGAGGUUGGGUUCAACAGCAAUUGAUCUUAAGUCACCCUUCUGUGGGGUGUUUUGUUACACAUGGUGGGUACGCGUCUCUAUGGGAGGGUCUAGUGAGUGAGUGUCAAUUGGUGGUACUGCCCCAUAGAGGCGAACAUUACAUUCAGGCCAAAGUUCUUAGUGCACAUCUAAAAGUUGGAGUUGAAGUCGAGAAAGGAGACAAAGAUGGCUUGUUUACAAAGGAGGGCGUGAAUGAAGCCAUAAUGGCAGUGAUGAAAGUUGACAGUGAAACUGGGAACGAGGUGAAAAGAAACCAUGAUAAAUUGAGGGAUUUCUUGUUGAGCAAAGGUCUUGAGGAUUCUUAUAUGGAUGGUUUCGUACAGAAAAUGAUAUUCCUGUUGGAAUAA
Messenger RNA from Fraxinus pennsylvanica, 948 nucleotides. Lineage: Eukaryota; Viridiplantae; Streptophyta; Magnoliopsida; Lamiales; Oleaceae. The record is from the annotation of a GenBank genome assembly.